AUGAAAACCCCAGACAGCUUAUGGAAGGAUCUCACUGAAAGCGAACGCAACGCUGGUUGCUCCAGACAGAAAGGCAGUGAUUCGACCAGGAUAAAGGAGGAUAUUCCUAUAGAUAUAUGCACCGAGAUUGAAAACGGAAAGAAGCUAGGACAGCCAGUUAUAGCCAACCGGGAGAAGAAUAUACUAUCAGUCUCAGCAGAUAAGGCAAGGUUCGUGGUCGAUGCGGAGACCAACGAUGCCAACGAUGCCAACGAUGUGGAAGGAGAAAGCAAAGAGUGUGAAUGCUGCCUCUUGCGCUGCGGGGAGGCCGUAGCGAGAGAAGACUGGGACCGCGAGGCGCGACUGGAUGACGUUCUAUAG
This is a messenger RNA of Serpula lacrymans var. lacrymans S7.9, 360 nucleotides long. RefSeq lists its product as uncharacterized. NCBI's taxonomy places the organism in Eukaryota, Fungi, Basidiomycota, Agaricomycetes, Boletales, Serpulaceae. The record is from RefSeq and is a predicted model, not a curated record. The transcript has a single exon. The coding region runs from base 1 to 360 and encodes 119 amino acids.